Messenger RNA from Triplophysa rosa, 4255 nucleotides. It is a transcript of the gene epn3b, whose product is annotated as epsin 3b. The transcript has 10 exons. NCBI's taxonomy places the organism in Eukaryota, Metazoa, Chordata, Actinopteri, Cypriniformes, Nemacheilidae. Gene Ontology annotation, molecular function: clathrin binding; phospholipid binding. The coding region runs from base 372 to 2096 and encodes 574 amino acids. Gene Ontology annotation, biological process: endocytosis. The record is from RefSeq and is a predicted model, not a curated record. Gene Ontology annotation, cellular component: clathrin vesicle coat; endosome; plasma membrane.
UCUCUCUCUCUCUCUCUCGUGAUGACGGCUUGCUCCUCCACGCCGCAUGUGCGAGGGCGCGUGUCAGCGGAAGGCGUGUGUGGAAUGUGGAUGGCACGCGGCGCGUCGCGCUGUAUCGCAGCAUCACUGGAUCGUCGCAUCGUAGCAGCAUCGCGGGAGACGCUCGACUGAUAGCGACAGAUAAACGAAACACCGAGGAGAUUCAUUGGAAUAGCGCUUAUCCCUCUCGCGCGCGCUCUCCCCCCCUCUCUCGCUCUCUGAAAUGAUGCUGCAGCGCUCGCUCGCUCUUUCUUUAGCGUGACUCUCUGCCCACCUCUUAUCAUUCCGGGAGGCCAGAGAACGGCCCACGCACUCACUCUUUUGCAGUCGCCAUGACGACCUCUGCUCUGCGGCGUCAGGUGAAGAACAUCGUGCACAACUACUCAGAUGCGGAGAUCAAGGUGCGGGAGGCGACUUCCAAUGACCCCUGGGGUCCGUCCAGCUCGUUGAUGUCAGAGAUCGCUGAGCUGACCUUCAGCGUGGUGGCGUUCAGCGAGGUCAUGGCCAUGGUGUGGAAACGGCUCAAUGAUCACGGGAAGAACUGGAGACAUGUCUACAAGGCUCUGACCCUGCUGGAUUAUUUGGCAAAGACGGGCUCCGAGCGGGUCGCCCAGCAGUGCCGCGAGAACGCCUUCACCAUUCAGACGCUCCGAGACUUUCAGUACGUGGACCGGGACGGACGGGAUCAGGGCGUGAACGUGCGCGAGAAAGCCAAGCAGCUGGUGGCGCUGCUGAGGGACGAGGAGCGCCUGCGUCAGGAGAGAGCGCAGGCCCUCAAGACCAGAGAGAGAAUGACGGGCGGCGGAGGGGUGGGAGGCGUUCCCCCCGCGGUCCCCAGCAGACGCAGCAGUCAGCCCAGCAUGGCAGCGCUGUACGGAGAAGAGUUCAUUCAGUCCAGAGGAUCACCGUCUUCAUUUAACUCAUCGUCUUCAUCGCCGAGAGCGUCUGAUCUGGAACAGACUCGACCUCAGACCAGCGGAGAAGAAGAACUACAGCUGCAGCUCGCGCUGGCCAUGAGCAGAGAGGAUCAGCGCACACAUCACACCGGUGAAGGUCGACUUCAGAAAGUUCUGGAAGAGAAGGCCGAGAGAGAUUCAGGCACUGGAGAGUCGGGCAUGAUCGAUCUGGUCGAUGUAUUUAGCCCUGCGCCUGCCGCGCCGCCGAGCGAAGACCCCUGGGAUGCCCCGCCCACAUGCCCUGUGACCUCGGACCCCUGGGAGUCUCUAGCUGUAGUUAAUUCCAAUGACCCUGGAAACGGAAGUCCGUGGAGGACACGCCCCUCCUCCAGUAGCCCCGCCAUUCAUUGGGGCGCCGACCAGCCUUCUGAUCACUGGGAAGCCUCACCUUCAACCCCCUCCAUGAAUAUGGCAGAACAGGCCUGGAGGAGUCCAGCGCGAGCAGCUCCAGGGGGGAGGGACCCGUUUUGCAUUCAGGAGGAGGAAGAGGAGGAGCUUCGGUUGGAGGAGGAGCCUCAAGUAAAGCAGGAGGGGCCAAACCGUGUGUUCAGCCCUCGCUGUGAGAGUCCAGCAGGCGUUGAGCACUUUACUGGUGUUCAAGUGAACGGCAGAGACAGCGACAGUCCGGAGACCUUUGACCUCUCUCGUCUGGCUCCUCCUCUAGAUGCGGUGACUCCCAGACUGUGCCGCACCCCUGAGACCUUCCUCGGACCCACGGCCGCUUCUCUGGUGAACCUGGACGCACUGAUCCCUAGCAACCCUCCCGCCAAAAGUAAAAACCCUUUCCUUACAGGUCUGAGCGCACCAUCUCCCACCAACCCUUUCCAUUGUGACCAGCCCAGACUGACUCUGAAUCAGAUGAGACCCAACUCCACAUCUCCUCUGCCGGCUCACGCCCUGUCAUACAGCGCAUCCCUCCCUCUGCCCCUCCUCCAACAGAAACCUCAAUCUCUGCCCUCGUCCUAUACUCAACCUCACCACGGCCUACUGGACAUUCCCAACAACCUUCCCCAACCUCUACUGCCGAUGUGCACCGCCCCGACCCAUCCAUCCACCAUACAACCACAUCAACAGAGACAAAACCACAACCCUUUCCUCUGAUAGAGAGAUCUGAAUCCAGACUGGUUGAAAUAAAUCAACGAGGCGAUUUGAACGCUCGAAUCUUACUGUUACUAAAGAACAAUUUAGGCUUGAGUUUUGUAGUGAUAAAUUCUUGCCUAUGAGAUAUUACACAUUUUAGUCGACUGACAUUCAUUUACGUUUGCUUUUUAAUGUCCACCUGCAUUCUGUGCAUUAACUUACAUAUGAGAGCUAAUAUGGAUUAUAGUAUUUUUGUGAAGUUACGCUGCAAUUGGUAACUUUUUUGGUUAGUUUAGAUUUUAGUUUAUUUUUUCAGUUAUUGAACAAAUGCCUAAAAACGUUGUAAACUGUCUCAUUAUCCUGAUUCACAACAGCUUGAUGAUAAUUAUAGAUUAUCACAAUAUUUUUAAUUGUAGAAGUUGGGUUGGAUUUGAUGGAAAAUGUCAUACUGUAAGGUUUGUAAAGUAACGUGCGAUUUUGUAUUUCUAAGAGAGAUGGCGAUAGCGAGUCCAAAUCAAUGGAUUGCAGUUUUAGGGCUUGUCCACACCGGCGUUUAACGCCUCAUGACUAAACAAAGGGUGCCAAUGUGAGGCGGCAGGCUUAAGCAUCAUUUUUUUAACACCUAUGGCUCAGUUAAAAACUGGCCGACCAAUGAGAUUGGCGCUUUUGUUCACGUGCCUGGCGCUGCUGAAGUUACAGUAAAACACAACUUGGUGGCGCUCAAGCACAAAACGCUCUUGCCGAGCACACAUUGACGAAGAGGAAGCAAGAUGAACUCUUCUUCUGUGUGACAAGAGAGUGUCAGAAGCAUAAAGUUGUGCAGCGCCACCUUGUGUACCGGGGUGUUUCGCCAGUGAAAAUCGCUUGGGUAUGAACGUCGAAAAACGAUGCCGAUAAGCGCGUGUGAUUAUCGUCCCGGUGUGUACGAGCUCUUAAGGUCAACAUGAAGUCAAAAUCGAUCCUAACAACUAUCUCAGUAUAGGCAUGGGUCGGUUUGACAGGGUUUUCUUGAUUGUACGGUAACCUUAAGAAUAAUAUUGUGGUUUUGUGUGUGCCGAUAUCGCAAUUACAACCUUGAAAAUGUGUUCUUUUAAAUGUCUGGGUAAAAAACAGCUUUUCCCGCAUUGAACACAAUAAAGUUUAUUUUUAAGCAACACAAAACAGCUCAUACACUGCGAAAAUUUAGCGUUUUAAAACUGUGACUUUUUAAAACCGCGGUAUACCUUGAAGCUGCUAAUCUGCCCAUGCCUACUCGGUACACGCGCUUGUUUUAGUUCGCAUGUUAUUCCAAAUUCUAUCAGUUUCUGCCUCAAAGUCAACUUUCCUAUUUGGCUGGUGUCAUCGAGGCGGCACAUGCUAUUGGUUAAUAUUAACAUGCCAAAAUGUAAUGCUGCCAGUUAAUGUAAUGCUAAAAGUUACAGUAAUAAUAGCAGAUCUGACUUCAUACUGGCACAAGACCACCACCCUUCACAAUCCAGUCUGAUCUCAAUAGAUCAAAUUCUGCUUUGUAAUAUUGUUUUUUUUACUCAUGAAAUGUCUUGCGAACAGCAAUUCAUGUCGAUCUUUAUACAAAGUUCGCUUAAUAUUCUACCGUAAGUUUUUCUGCACCACAGAAACGGCAUGCCGCUGUGAAGGUCUGAAUGUCAGUAUUUUUUUAAAUAAUACUCUCUUCCUGUCAGCCCUCAGAUACAUGGGACUGAGACUUUUAGCAACAGCCGAUGAACCUUCACACCUGAUGGUUUUUCCCGCACCCUCAUGUACUUUCCGUUGCCUUGUAUCUGUGGAUCCCUGUGAAUGUUUGACCUAAAGGAUCCGACACUGAUUGUAAACAAGCUCCUCCUCCUCCGUGCCUGUCUCGCCGACAGUCCCACAAUGCACCGGGGGUGGCGCCCCAUGGACACUCACACAGCCAAUGAAAAUCACAGAAGCCGUCUGUCCAAAUAGAGAGUAAGAGAAGAAAUGUUUUAGUGACUCUAAUGCUGAUUUAUCCAAUGCUGUUAAUUCUUUUCUCUCUGGAAAAUCAUUGAAGAACAAAUACCAGCUGUACAGUUAAUCUCUCCUGAUGAAUGUGACGGAGUUAUUGCAGAUUACAGGUUAACCAGGUGAAUCCAUCAAUCCUCUGUGAGUUAAAUGUUGUAUGUUCAUGGCACUAAUAAACGAAUGUCACUUUUAAAGCUUGU